AUGGACGCAACACAGACUCAGCCUCUGGCCGACCGAUCGACCAACACCCACCUCAACAACGAGAAGCUCAACGACCUCAAGAAUGCCCCAGCCAACAUGAACUCGAUGGAAUACCAUCGCCAGGUCCUGCAGGGCAAGAUUGACAGCGGAGACAAAGCCCAAGCAUCUUAUGUUUCUCCUUCAGAUGAGCUGAUGAGCCCAUGCACGAAGAAAUUGAGUGACCUCAAGGGAAAGCGAUUCAAGAACGUCGGAAAGCCUCAGUCUCUGUUUGCAAAACUGGGCAAGAAGAACUUUGAAGCCUCGAGUGCGGAACAAGCCAACUCUCACGCAGAUGGACAAUAA
Messenger RNA from Aspergillus wentii DTO 134E9, 342 nucleotides. Its product is annotated as Spo12 family protein. The transcript is spliced from 3 exons. The coding region runs from base 1 to 342 and encodes 113 amino acids. The record is from RefSeq and is a predicted model, not a curated record. Lineage: Eukaryota; Fungi; Ascomycota; Eurotiomycetes; Eurotiales; Aspergillaceae.